CGGGGGCGUUAUCUUGUCUGUGGGUUCAACCAAUAUUACUGAUAUGACUAUUGAUCAUGCACAAUGUACAUUCGUACAGGGUGCCUUUUUCCUGGUUCCUUGUCUUUAGUGCUAUCACUCUGGCCGGCUGCAGUAUGGCUUUCAGUAAUUUCCUUUUAAAGCGCUGAUUUGAUAAGAUACUAAAGUUAAGGCGAAACGGCAAGACCUCAGUGGUUAUCAUAAACGUCUAUAUAACCAUCGAAGCACAUCGCCAUUUCCACGAAAGAUUGGCACAAGACUUGAAUGAGUCUUGCUGACAAUGGCUAUGCCCUAUAUUGUGAAUGUCCAUUCCGAGAUAAUGUCAUUCACUACAGAACACGAUGUGCUGAAUGGAAUUAUAGAGACAGUUUCUUAUUUAUAUUAAAUAGAAAGGAUCUUUAAGGAAGUUAACUAAUGAGUACAUGACAUUGAAUCUAAAGUAUUACCUUCUUACAUAAGUUAUUGGCUUCCCAAUCUUAUAUUAUCUUCCAUUGAGAUUCUACUGAUCCACCCUCAUAAAGCGCUUAACCGCAAUAUGGCCAUAUGCCUCAUACAAUCGAAUGUACCUAAGCGAUCACAAAAUCCAAGUAUUUCAAAAACCCCCAACACUUGUCAUAAAACUUCGAUCGGCGAGCUCGAAGAACCCAGAGGCAGAGCAGUUCCAGUCCAUUUCUUUCGGCGGAGGAGUGAGUGUCAGCUCGUGUUGGGAUCCAAAUUACAUCGCACCUCGGAUUUGUUCAGUCUGGUAAAGUGUCGAGUAAGGGCUUUUCGUGGAAGCCGCGGACCACAGCUCUUAUUUAACGUGAGCACGGGCAAAAAGUCUGUUUUGGAGCGACCAAAAAGCACAAAAGUUUUACUUCUCAACUCAAAAUGGAGACGGGAUUGCACGAACGAGAUCGUGCUGGAGUCCAGGACUUUGUGCUCCUCGAAAACUACCAGAGCGAAGAGGCCUUCAUCGAGAACCUUAAGAAGCGCUUCCAGGAGAACCUGAUUUAUACAUAUAUUGGCCAAGUCUUAAUCUCCGUGAAUCCCUACAAGCAGCUGCCUAUUUAUUCCGAUGACCAUGUCAAGGCGUACAGGAACAAGCACUUCUAUGAGAUGCCCCCACACGUAUUCGCGGUGACGGACAAUGCGUUCCGUUCGCUGAUCGAGGAGAACCGUGGCCAGUGCGUACUCAUCUCCGGAGAGAGUGGUUCCGGCAAGACGGAGGCCUCCAAGAAAGUGCUCCAGUUCAUAGCCGCCUGCUCGGGAAACCAGACCACCGUAGAGGGUGUCAAGGAUAGGCUUCUGAAGAGCAACCCCGUCCUAGAGGCCUUUGGCAAUGCCAAGACGAACCGAAACGACAACUCCUCCCGGUUCGGCAAGUACAUGGACAUUCAGUUCGACUUCAAGGGAGCUCCGAUCGGCGGCAACAUCCUGAACUACCUGCUGGAGAAGUCGAGAGUGGUGGCCCAAAUGAGAGGCGAGCGAAACUUCCACAUCUUUUACCAGCUUUUGGCCGGUGCCGAUGAGACUCUUCUACAGGAAUUGCGUCUGGAGCGGGCUCUGGGCACAUAUAACUACCUGACCGACGGGCAAAACGGCAGCGUGGCGAGCAUCAACGAUGCGGAAAGCUUCAAGCUGGUACAACAGGCCCUCAGUGUGAUCGAUUUCAGCCAGGAGGAGCAGCGCGAGAUCUUCGGAAUUGUGGCCAGUAUCCUGCAUCUGGGUAACGUUGGCUUCAAUGAGGUCGAGGGCAAUGCCAAGGUAAACAGCCGGGACUUGGUGGUGACCGCCGCUCGUCUGUUGGGUGUCAACGCCAGCGAAUUGGAGGCUGCUUUGACCCACCGCACAAUCGAUGCCCGAGGGGAUGUGGUGACCUCCCCGCUCAACCAGGAACUGGCCAUCUAUGCCCGGGAUGCCCUGGCAAAGGCUGUCUACGAUAGAUUGUUCUCGUGGUUGGUCCAGCGUCUCAAUAUCUCGCUGCAGGCGAAGGAAACUCGUGCCUCCAGGAACAAUGUAAUGGGUAUUUUGGAUAUCUAUGGCUUUGAGAUCUUCCAGAAGAACAGCUUUGAGCAGUUCUGCAUCAACUUCUGCAACGAAAAGUUGCAGCAGCUGUUCAUCGAGUUGACCCUUAAAUCGGAGCAGGAUGAGUACAGGAGGGAAGGCAUCGAAUGGAUUCCCGUUGAGUACUUUGACAACAAGGUGAUCUGCAAUCUGAUCGAGGAGAAGCACAAGGGUAUCAUCUCCAUACUCGAUGAGGAGUGCCUGCGACCGGGAGAGCCCACGGAUAAGACCUUCCUGGAGAAGCUCACCCAGAAGUUGACCCAGCACCAUCACUACGUUUCCCAUGAAAAGGCUCCCGCCCACAUCAAGAAAAUCAUGCUGCGCGAUGAGUUCCGUUUGGUUCACUAUGCCGGCGAGGUCACUUACAGCGUUAAUGGUUUCCUGGACAAGAACAACGAUCUGUUGUUCAGGGAUCUGAAGGAAACCCUAAGCAAGGCGGGCAAUGGCAUUGUGAGGAGCUGUUUCCCAGAGAAGGAGCUCCGCAGUCUGAAGCGUCCGGAUACGGCCAUCACCCAGUUCCGAGCUUCGUUGAACAACCUCAUGGACAUCCUUAUGUGCAAGGAGCCCAGCUACAUUCGUUGCAUCAAGCCCAAUGAUCUGCAGACUGCCAACGUAUUCAACGAUGAGUUGGUGCUGCAUCAGGUGAAGUACCUGGGAUUGAUGGAGAACCUUCGGGUAAGGCGAGCUGGUUUCGCCUACCGUCGCACCUAUGAGCUCUUCCUGGAGCGCUACAAAUCACUGAGCAAGUCCACGUGGCCGAAUUACAAGGGUCCUGGCGGACCAAAGGCGGGAGUCCAGCAGCUGGUAAAGGAUUUGGGCUGGGACGAAGAAAAGUACCGGGUGGGCGAGACCAAACUAUUCAUCCGCUGGCCAAGGACCCUCUUUGAUACAGAAGAUGCCUACCAGGAGAAGAAACAUGAGAUAGCCGCCAUUAUCCAAGCGCAUUGGAAGGGAUUGAUGCAGAGGAGGAAGUACCUGAAAUUGCGCGCACAGGUGAUCAUCUUGCAGAGCUACUGCCGCAGACAGUUGGCCCAACAAGCGGCCAAGAAGCGCAGGGAGGCGGCCGAUAAAAUCCGCGCCUUCAUCAAGGGCUUUAUUACAAGGAACGAUGCUCCGAAUGGAUUCAAUGAGGACUUCAUCGCCAACGCUAAGCGAAUGUGGCUGCUCCGUCUGGCCAAGGAGCUACCUACCAAAGUUCUGGACAAGAGCUGGCCCCACGCCCCGGGACACUGUGAGGAGGCCUCCGGAAUCCUUCACCGCCUGCAUCGCCUCCAUUUGGCCAGGAUAUACCGACUGAAACUGACGCCCCAGCAAAAGCGGCAGUUUGAACUGAAGGUCCUUGCUGAAAAGGUAUUCAAGGGCAAGAAGACUAACUAUGAGAGCAGUGUGCCCACCUGGUUCCAGGACGAUCGCAUACCUAAGGAGCACAUCCAGCGGGUCAACGACUUUGUGGCCAGCAGCUUUGGCAGCGAACAGCUAAAAUACCAGUCCUUCUGCACUAAGUUCGACAGACAUGGCUACAAGUCUCGCGACCGCUUCAUCCUACUAAGCAACCAGGCAAUCUAUGUACUGGAUGGCAAGACCUACAAGCAGAAGCAUCGCCUGCCACUGGAGAAGAUCGACUUCACGCUGACGAACCACAACGACGACCUGAUGGUCAUCCGGAUACCGCUUGAGCUGAAAAAGGACAAGGGAGACUUGAUCCUGAUCAUUCCGCGUAUCAUCGAGUUCAGCACGUAUAUCAUUGAUACCGUUGGAACGGCCUCUAUCGUGUCCAUUGUUGACAGAGAUUCGGUGGAACACAACGUGGUCAAGGGCAAGGGCGGCGUCAUCGACAUACAAACGGGCGCUGAGCCGGGAGUGGUUCGUGAUAAGGGCCAUCUUGUUAUCAUUGGAACGCAAUAAGGAAUUUAUCAUGACUUUCAACAGAAAUGUGGCUUUAAAUCAAACGAUGUUUGUUUUGUUAUAUUCGUGUAAUUUAUAGUGUACCUACAUAUGUAUUUUUGUUACCGCCAACGAGUUGUGUAAUUUGGAUUUUAUAUGACUAUGUUCCAACUAAAUGUAUAUUGUUUAUUAAAAAUAUAUCUAUAAAUAUAUGAAAAUUUGUA
Messenger RNA from Drosophila eugracilis, 4172 nucleotides. It is a transcript of the gene Myo61F, whose product is annotated as unconventional myosin IC. The record is from RefSeq and is a predicted model, not a curated record. Gene Ontology annotation, molecular function: actin filament binding; microfilament motor activity; ATP binding. NCBI's taxonomy places the organism in Eukaryota, Metazoa, Arthropoda, Insecta, Diptera, Drosophilidae. The transcript is spliced from 7 exons. Gene Ontology annotation, biological process: actin filament organization; vesicle transport along actin filament. The coding region runs from base 889 to 3969 and encodes 1026 amino acids. Gene Ontology annotation, cellular component: actin cytoskeleton; vesicle; myosin complex.